UUCUCACCGUGUAGCCCUCCGCUGGACAAACACACACACAAAAAACAGCCUGUUAACCAGCCUGGAAACAGACUAAAUGUGACCCGCCUCGCCUUCGGUCCUUCCUGGAUGUUUCUGCAACAGUUUCGGUUGGUGACACUGUGAAAAUAAAGUUGAGAUGAAUAAGGAAAUCAUGUCACGCGUGGUGAAGAAGAGGCAGGCGGACCCCAAGGUGGUCCAGUAUGUGUGGGCGGCCAUCGAGGUCGUCCGCAACCAGAAACAAAUCGCAAACAUGGACAGGAUCACCAAGUACCUGAGCCGUGUGUUUGGCAUGCACCCUAAGGAGACUGCCAGGCAGCUGAGCUUGGCCGUGAAGGACGGCCUGGUGGUGGAGACCCUGACUGUUGGCUGCAAGGGCUCCAAGGCCGGCAUCGAGCAGGAAGGAUACUGGCUGCCCGGCGACGAGAUGGACCCGAGAGCGGAGGGGAGCAAGGAGUGGGAGGCGGAGAGCCACGACUGGUACUGCUUCGAGUGUCACCUACCGGGCGACGUCCUCUCGUGCGACAUCUGCUUCCGGGUUUACCACCUCAAGUGUCUGUCGGACGAGUUCAAGCCCAGAGACGGAGGAUCCCACUGGCAGUGUGUCGUCUGCAGGGGCAGUAAAAAGAAGAACCUGAACAAACAGGAGAUGAGUAAAUACCUGCGAUUCAUCGUCCAGCGUAUGAAGGAGAGGGCAGUGGACCUGAACAAGAAAGGCAAAGACACUAAACAUCCGAUGUAUAAACGGCUGAUCCACACCGCGCUGGAAGUCUCAAACAUCCACGAGAACCUGUCUGAAGGAAAGUAUAAAACGUUUGAGGAGUUCAAAGCCGACGCUCAGCUGAUUGUUCACAACACGGCCAUCUUGUAUGGAGUUCAUAGCGACCAGGCGGAGAUCGCACGGCUGCUCUUCAGCGACACAUGCCACGAGUUAAAUGAGCUGUUGUUGUGUAAGAACUGCUUCUACCUGUCCAACGCCCGGCCGGACAACUGGUUCUGUUACCCCUGUAGCCCCAACCAUGACUUGGUGUGGGCCAAGAUGAAAGGAUUUGGCUACUGGCCGGCAAAAGUCCUUCAGAGGGAUGAAACCCAGGUGGACGUCCGCUUCUUUGGCCACCAGCACCAGAGAGCGUGGAUCCCCGCGGACAACAUCCAGGACAUCAAGGUGAGCAUCCAGCAGCUGCAGGUGAAGCGCAGCAGCGGCUGGAAGAAGGCGUGCGAGGAGCUGGAGGUCUACCAGCGCUUCCUGCGGGAGGGCCGCUUCUGGAAAACAAAGAUGGAGGAAACCAACAUGCCGACGCACCCGCCUCUGCAGCAGAACCAGAACCAGAGUCAGAACCAGAGUCAGAGUCAGAGUCAGAGUCAGAGUCAGAGCCAGAGCCAGCAGCAGGAGGGCAGCGGGAGGACGGAGAGGCUGGAGAGGACGGACGAAGCCGAGUCCAGCAUCUCCUCCACCAGCAACGAGCAGGUCCGACAACUCAAAGGCAGCCUGGAGCCCAAAGCCAAGAAAAGCCGUCGAUCUCAAAUGGUCGAGCCCAAAGAAGAAGCCAGUGACCCGGAGCCCGAGAUGGAGGCGGUCAGCUCCAGCCAGGAGAUCCCGGUGUCCUCGGCGCCCCAGCAGCCCGAGAAGCUGUCGGUGUCCACGCAGACCAAGAAGGCCAGCGGCGGGUCGCCACGCACGCUGCACCGCGGCACCCAGACGAACAGCGACGGCGCCUGCCAGAACAUGUGCCACGAGAAGUACACCAAGGUCUUCAACGACGUCAAGGAGAUGAUGAAGGCCGACAACAAGAGGGAGACCGAGAGGGUCGUCAGAGAGGCUCUGGAGAAGCUCCGUGCGGAGAUGGAGGAGGAGAAGCGCCAGGCGGUUAGUAAGGCGGUGGCCGGAGCUCAGGCGGAGAUGGAGAGGAAGUGUAAGCAGGUGAAGGAGAAGUGUAAAGAGGAGCUGGUGGAGGAGGUGAAGAAGGUGGUGGCCCAAAAUAAACAGCUGAUCUCCCAGACCAAGAAGAAGCAGUGGUGUUAUAACUGUGAGGAGGAGGCCAUGUAUCACUGCUGCUGGAACACCUCGUACUGCUCCAUCAAGUGUCAGCAGGAGCAUUGGCACGCCGACCACAAACGAACCUGCCGCAGGAAGAGAUGAACAAGCCCCGCCCCCCCAUUUUGACCUUACACAGCACGCCAUUGGCUCUCGCCCUCUCCUCCUCCUGUCAGUCAGUGUCUACAAAACACACACACACACACACACACACAUCCCUCCUGCUUCUCUACUUGCCUUCCUGAAAACUUUGUGGACCCGACGUUUUCUGCGUGAAAAGAGCAAUUUGUUCCCUUUUUUGUUUUCAUUUUGUUUCUAUUAUUUAAUAUACCCAUCGUAUUGAUUUCUAUAUUGUUGUUUUUUUCCCCUCUGAAUCGUGAACAGAUUGCUCGAGAGCAUGGCUCAAAUGCAGAGUUAUGGUAUGAUUUUUGUGUUGUUUUUUUCACGAUUUUUUGUUUGUUUUUUUCUUUACUGAAGUGCUAAUUUUGAGCUUGUGUCAGAGAUUGUGUUAUUUAAGUGUGUAGUAACAGAUGAGCGUUAACUGAAAACAUUUUAUUACCUGAAUUUUUAAACAAAUCACUUUUCUUACUGUAAAUGCAACAAAUACACGUCAAUCAUACAAGAAAAAUGUAAACAUACCGUAAGUACUAUUGCAGCAUCAAACUAGCUCAGCUUUCAUAGAGAAAAACCUGUUUUAAAAAAAUGACAAAAAACUGCAUAGAUAUUGUGGAUGACAUGGCUCACCGUUUUAGUAUAUUUGUUUUUAGUUUCUUUUUCAUGAAACUAUUGCGGUGGAUAGCACCUUUUUAUCGUUUCUACCUAAAAUCAUAUUGUCCUCGAGUCACUUAUUGGGAACAGGGUCACGAUGUCGGCCGUAAAAAGAAGUCGACAAAAUAAAUCUUCCAUGUAUUAUUAGAAUUAUAAUAUUAUUAUGCACAUUUCGGGGCUCUUUUCUUAAUAGAUUAGUUUUUAUGAAUCAGAUAUUUAAAGAAAAAAAGUUUUAAAUUGGUUCCAAAUUGGGGGAAUGUAGAGCAAUCUUUCCUGAGCUGGAUCUUAGAGAGGUUCCAUGAUUCGACUGUAUUUCCACUUUUUUGCACACUUUGUUUUCUUAACAACCCAAAUGCUUGUAAUAUUGCCAAAAAGAAUCAGACAUUUUGUUGAACCUACCUGAAAAGAUCUGGUGCGUCCUCCCUCCUCCUGCGUCCUCCUCCGACCUUAAAACAACUAUAUAUAUUUUUCCAUGCUUUGUCGGUAUUUUUACGGCAGAACUGGGAGGAAAGUGAGAAACAAAAAAGAUCUGGUCAUCCAUUUGCUAACACUGAUUUAAAUUGUUUUCUCUCCGGUGAUUAUGAUUUAAGAAAAAAAGGUCUUGCGAGAAUAAUUUUUAUCAUUUUCUUUAUUUUAUAUUUUUGUUGUUAUUGUAAUACUCAUGUUGACCACAAGAGGCAGACGUGCACCACUACCCCAUGUUCUAAAUGGGAAUAAUAGCAUUCAUGUUUUCUUCAAUUUACAUUACUUGUAAACACAGAACAUAUCUAAUUUUCAGCCUCGUGUGGUCGCAAUAAGUAUUACAACAACAAACAUUUAAAAAUGAAAAAAAAAUUGAAAUUUUAUGUUCAAAGAUUUAAGAAAAAUAGCAUUUCUUUUUUCCACCUGUUCUUAAGUCACAAACACAGGAGAAAAAACUAUUUAGAUUAGAUUUAGAAAACGGAUCCCCAGAAUCUCACCCGCCUCUCAGGGCUCCGUACAUUUUUGAAAGUGAUGUAAACUCGAAAAAUUAAUUAAUUUCUUUUUCAAACCUAAAGUGACUCUGUUUCACUGUGUAUGCUGUAGUUGGUGGUCAGUGCCUGUUUCUCUUUUUCUUUGGCCAUUCUCUUACUCCCAGUAAGGCAACAUGCAUGUUGAUGGUUUCAUGGUUUGUCUUUUUUUCUUUCAUUACGGUAAAACAAAAACAAAAAAAAAUACCAGAAGCUCGCUGGUGUUUUAAUGAGCAGUGACGACGGAUGGACCAAUAUAAAACAUUAUGCAAAUGUGAAUGAUCAAAUUAAUCUUUUCUAUAGUUUUCCCUGCACUGGAUGUUUAGUGGCGAUGGUGUAUAAAUAUGGUGCUUGGAAACUCUCUUUAAUUUUAGUUUUAAAAGUGGCAAUAAAAUUGCCAGUUUUCGAUUAUUCUUUUUUCUUCAGAAGUGUGACACUUUUAAAGUUGUUGAGUGUUUCCUCAGUUAUGAAGAUUGACUGAACGGAGGAAAAUUAUUCAGUUACUCUGUAUAGACGCAGCGCUUUUUUCCUUUACGCACAGAUUGCUGUUAAUCAAUUUGUGCUUCUUUUAACGUGUGACGAAUAAAAUACCGUAAAUUCUCACAUAGUGGGCAGAACCUUUUUUUUUUUUUUCAUUCAUCUCAACUAAAGAUAGGAAAAUACUUUUAUAUCUAAUGUCCCCUUAUUUUUAUCCAGUUUCACAAGACCUGCUGCUACUUUUAGCUGUAAAUGAAAAUUCUAAACUUCUUUUAACGCUUCAGUUGCAAAUACCACACUACAUUACUACAUAGUAUUUGUGCAAUAUGUACUACAUAUUAAAUUACUUGGUGAAACAGUACAAUUAUUCAAUUUUCUCUUCCAUUAAAUGGGAAUUAAUGAAAUACAUUUGCAAACAGACAAAACUAAGUGUUUUUCAAAGACUUAAUACUUUUUAACCUUGUAUAUUUAUGUAGCUAUUACUCCAAAUUCUGUACUGCAUACUAUGUGAAUCAAGUGUGUGCUUUAUACUAAUAUUGGUAUACUGUUUUGCAGUUGGUACACAAUAAAUCAUGCUUCAACGUUUUAUACUAACAGGAAAUUAUAUAACAUGUGCAAGCAGAUAUCAUGAUGGAGCUGCCAAUUUACCUUAAAGAGAAAGUGAACAGUUUUUUUGGGGUGUUUUUUCAAAAAUGUAAUAGUUAUGUUUUUUCUGUUCUGAGAUAUUCCUGGAAUUUGGACAUUGUUAUAUGAUGUCUUUCUUUUACAUUGGAAGGUUUUUUUAUUGGGAAAUAUGAACUGGAAGUUUGACGAGUUUCAUAAACAGCAGCUUAAAGCAACGGCUAUUAUUAUUCUAUAUUUUGAUUAUCAUCAUUUGAUCAUCAAAUCUUAGAAAAUGGUUCCUAUUGAAUUCGUAAAUAUUUCAAAUAAUUUCAUAUUUAAAAUAUACAAUUUAAUUUGAAACAAUUCAUCCCCUUUUGGUGCUCUAGUGAGUGCUUGUGGCAGCAGGACGUUGUAUGUGGGAUUGGGUCAAAAUAAACCACAGUGUGUUUGUGUUCAUGCUAAUGAAUCUCAUUUGUGUGUUUUUCAAAAGUUUUCGGGCAAAAAAUGAGCUCUAAGAAAAUAUCUACCAGGCUUUAAAAUAUCUUUCUUUUUUAAGGCCGAGAGAUAUGAUUUUUAUUGUUGUUUGAAAACGGUCCACUAUUGGAGAAUUUACGGUAACUGUUGUUCCAGACUUUAAAUACUUAAAACUUUUCACCUACUUGUUGCUGAGUCUUUCUUUGGAAACUCAUUUAAGUGUAUCACUUUAAGAUGUAACAUGUUAUUGUACAGUUUGACCUCUCUUCUUAUCCAGCGGCUUCAGAUUACAUUUUUUUGAUUUCUUGGGGGGAAAAAAGAGUUCUUUAAUGUUCUCUUGUUCUUCAUCACAGUUCUCCUCUGCAGGCUUUUUCUUCAUCAUUGCACUACAUGUAAAUACAUUUUCUCCUGCUUCAUAUUAUAUGUACAUUGUAAAUGUAUUCACGAAUAUUCAAUUUCAGUUGUGAUGUUUUUUUUCUGUGUUCACAGUGAUCUGGAUGACUGUUAGUUCAAGUUUUGUACAAUGUACAACCCGUUAAUCAUAUCAGCUUCUGUUGUUCCCACCACACUCUGAUGUUUGUGUCGUUUUCAGCAAAUGUUACCGGUUUGGGUACUUUUUUAAUUAGUUUUUAUUUUAAACACAGUGAUUUAUCUGAAUAUUUCUAUAUGUCACAUUGAAAGCCAAACUAAUACAUUUUACGAUUUCGCCAAACUGCGACAGUUUGCGGAUGAUGACAUAUUUUAUGUUACACUUUUAUUUUUCAGUUUUUAUAUUCGUCCAUCCAGCCGUUUUAGAAAAAAGGUUUCAGCGUGAAAAGUUUUAGACGACUUUUUAAUGUCAUUCCAGUUUCUAUCUGUUUUUUUUGUUUCAACUGCAUGAGUGAAGGUGUUUGUGUCCUUUUUUCUUUUUCUUUCCUCUUCAUGUACAAAAGAAAAAGACCUGGUUGCUCUCCCUCAGAGUAAAGCAAUAUGACAAUGACGUUUUGUUUCCUUUUAAUUUCUGGAACUUCAGUCGAGCUAAAAUCUUUUGAAGCUGUUUGCUUGAAAAAAGUGAUUAAUCGAUCCGAGUAUCGACCCAUAACCGAACAUUUCACUGUUCUUAUUCCACAGUAUUAGGGUACAUAAUACCACGUGAGUACUAGCUGUGAUACUGCUUGUACUCACAGAGUAUUUAUGUGCUUCCAGCUGGAAUAGAACCAGUGUGAAGUUUACUUUGUCCUUUCCUCUUGUAGGUCAUUUUCUGUUCUGUCCAUAUGUAAACUAUUAAUUGUGGCUUAACAUUUUCUAUGCUCCUGACAUUUCUUUUUUUUUUUUAUGCUUUAGCUAGCAAUAUGUAUAUAAAUAUAUUCUAUGUGCUAACAUGGAGGAAAUAAAUGUAUCAACAAGUU
This is a messenger RNA of Anoplopoma fimbria (sablefish), 6752 nucleotides long. RefSeq names its product zinc finger, MYND-type containing 11 (gene zmynd11). Lineage: Eukaryota; Metazoa; Chordata; Actinopteri; Perciformes; Anoplopomatidae. The record is from RefSeq and is a predicted model, not a curated record. Gene Ontology annotation, molecular function: protein binding; transcription corepressor activity; DNA binding. Gene Ontology annotation, biological process: regulation of transcription elongation by RNA polymerase II.